AAGUAGGCUUGUUCAGCGAAGCCUGCGUACGUGAGAUAACGCCUGUUGAGAACGGCGGCAGGAAACCGUUUUUUUUUUUUAAUUCGAGAUUUGAAAUAAGGACUUUGUUUUUCGCAGUGUGUUCUUGUGUCUGACAGUGUGUGGUGGUGUUUGAAGGAGCUGAAAAUAUUUUUUUAAAACCAUGAAGCCCCUGAUACGGGUGGUGGUGGCGAUCUGCCUGGUAAUCUCCACACGAGCGUUGCCGAACAUUGCUGAAGUCAACGAACUUCAAGAGAAGAGCGCUCCAGCCAUCGAGACAGAAGAUGACGACUCACAGAGCAGAGCGGAGCGCUGCACCACGUGUGGACCUAACCUAAGCUUCAAAUCUCCGCACCAGGUGUUAGCCGCCUUACAGGCGCUUCCUGGUGGCGAGGUUCACACGCAGUCCUCAUUCGAAGGCUGUUCCUCUGACAAAGGAUGCGCCGGCAUCCGAGUCAAAGACGGAAAAGUCCUCGAGAAGUUUGGAAACAUCGACGCGUUCAGACAAGCAGCCGCCGCUGAUGUUGGCAAUGAGUUCACAUUCCACGCGGCGGAGUCGUUUGGAAGCGGGGUGUUGCAGGGAGGUAUACCCAAAGAGGGGCCUUUCUGGUGGAUGAAUGAGAACUCCCCGUUCAAGGCUGGCGCUGGCGGCGCUGGCUACGAGAAGUUCAGCAGCUCCAGCUCAUCAUACUCCAGCAAUGGAGCGGCUGGAGGCGCUAACGGUGCCGGUUUCGGCGCGAACUUAGACUUGGCGCAAAACCCCUUCCUUAAUGGAGAGAGCGCAAAAUUCGGGUCAGGAUUCACGAGCCAGGGCGGCGCCAUCAACGGAGGCUCCAGCCAGUUCCAGGAAUCCUCCAGCUCGGUUGUGAAACCCUCAAACGGAUACCAGCAGUCGUCUUUCGAAUCCUCUUCCUUUUCCUCCUCAAGCAACAAGAACGGAGAGGUCGACAUAUCCAAAAACCCCUUCCUGAACGGUGGCUUUAAGAACCAGGCUGGAUUCGCCGGCCAAUCAGCUUUCGCCGGCCAAGGCGGUUUCGGUGGCGCCCAAAACGCUGGGUCUCAAGGCUACUCCUCCUCAUCUGGCAGCAAGUACUCCAGCUCUGGCUACACCGGUUCCUCUCCAUCUCCGUUCACUGCCUCCACGGCUGGUUCAAACAUCAACCUGAUUCAGAACACGCAGAAGGCGAGUGAGUUCGACUACGAACAGCAGCAACAGCAGCAGAACAUCGACGAGAUAUUCCAAGAGACGGGGAAUGUCCAUCAUGAGCACAACAACGGAGGGGAGCUGCAGCAGACCUGCGCUGGCCAGGGCUAUGUCUGCGUCCACCGCGCUCAGUGCAACAACGGAGUUGUCAACACAAACGGAGCUGGCAUCCUGCAAGCCAAGACUAAGAAGCAGUACUGCAACACAAAGACUGAAAUCUGUUGCCGCAUCGAGAUCUCGACCCUGGCGGGAGCUGGCGGUCUACAAGGCUCGCUUGGAGUAGGCUCAGCCACCUUCUCCGGCUCAGGCUCUCAGGCGCAAGGAGGCGGCAGCAUCUUCGCCACCACCGGCCAGCAAGCUGGUGCUUCAGGGUUUGAAGCCAGCGGCUCCAACCAAAGAGGCCAGGGCGCCUUCGGAGGCCAAGGACAAGGCAACUUCAACACCCAGACAUCGACCUUCGAGUCUUCGUCUUUCGGGUCCAGCAACAGAGGAAACAACUUCGGCGCUGGAGCGACAGGACAAGGAGCCAAUGGCUUCAACGCGCAGGGAUCAGCAGCGAAUGGGUUCAACGCUCAAGGACAGAAUGGAUUCAACAACCAGGGAUCGUCGUCCUCGUCUUUCGGAUCCAACACUUUCGAGUCUAGCCAGGGUUCCUUCGGCAGCAACAGCCAAGGUGCUUUCGGGACCAACAACCAAGGUCAGGGCGCUUUCGGCAACAACCAAGGCGCUGGUGCUCAGGGAGCGAAUGGAUUCGGUGGAUCCCGGGGCGUGACCACGAUUGAGACCAGCUCAUUUGAAUCCUCUUCCCGAGGAGGCUUCGGUGGAAACAAUGCAGGAAACAACGGCAACGGCGCCGGCAACAAAUUCGGAGCUGGCUCCGGAUUCAACGCCAAUGGUUUUGCUGCCACUGGCUCAGGAAGCACCUUCGGUGCUGGAUCAAACACUAACAAGUUUGGCCAAUCUGGCUUCAACAACAACAACAACGAGGUCAUCAAGACAACGAACACUCAAACGAACUUCGUCGAAACCGACACUUUCUCUUCUGGAAGUGAAGUCAAUGGCAUCUACCGACCUGGCGCAGGGCCUGGACUCAAACCUGGAGUACCUUACCUGCCGCCUGUUGACAACAGCAACAGUGGCUCUUCAGUGAUCAGCUCCACUGCGUUUGCGUCCACACCCAUCCCCACUACCCCAAGGCCUAUCUACACUACUCCCAGGCCGACCUACCUGCCUCCUUCCACCGCGGCUCCAGGAUACCUGCCCCCGGAAGGAGAACAGACCAUCAACACGGAGACCAGGGUUCCCGGACCUACUUACAAUGAAGGAGAGCUGAUUCUGGACGCCAACAGAUUCCCCAACAGGCCGAAGAAACCAGUGACUCCACAGAACCUUGACAUCCCGUCCGGAUGUGCCGCCGCUCUGAAGUGUACCCCCAUUGAGUUCUGCACAGCCGAGGGAGUGAUGUCCAACACUACUGUCGCCUUGACCAGGGACCAGGAAGCCUUCAGGGUGCCUUUGACUGACUGCAAAGACGUUGAGACCGGCGUCAUUGGCAAGUGCUGCCGUGACCCGAACUACUCAGACCCGUGGCCAGUGAACCUCAUCGGUAAAUGGACCGAGGGAGUGUUCGGUGGAAACGACGGCAAAUACACCCCCGACAGCCGGGGGAGCCCCAACAUCGUGCGUCCGGUCACCGUCCGGCCUGCCGUCACCGGAUCCGUCUUGUUGAACAACUUCAGAACUCCAAAACCCACAACGGUGCCGAUCGGACCUAACCAGGUGACUCCGGGGUACCCCGCCACCACCGUGUCUCAAGGAGCCUACACACAGAAGGGCCAGUACGAGGUCAGGGGUCAAGGUCAAUACGGACAAGGCAGCCAGGUCACUGUCGGACAGGGUGGUCAAGGACAGUUCGCUCAAGGCGGUCAAGGCGCCAUUGGAUCCACAUCCUCAUUCAGCCAGAGCUCAUUCAGCCAAACCCAAGGAGGAGCUCAAAAGGGCUUCAACCAGAGAGGUCAAGGCCAGCUCGUCUCUCAGGGUCAAGGCCAAAUUGUGUCGCAAGGUCAAGGUCAGAUUGUCUCUGGCGGCCGCGGACAGUACGCUAACGUUGGACAAGGACAGAUUGAAAUCCAAGAACAGUCUGGACAAUCGCAAUUCACAUCCGUCCAAGGACAGCGCAACCAAGGUCAACUCGUAUCUAAGGGUCAAGGACAACUUGUAUCUCAAGGACAGGGCCAGAUUGUCUCUCAAGGACAGGGCCAGAUUGUUUCCCAAGGACAAGGCCAGAUUAUCACUCAAGGUCAAGGCCAACGAGUAUCUCAAGGACAGGGUGCGUUGAUCAGCCAAGGAGGCGGAGCUAUCGUCAGCCAAGGUGCUGGAGCGUCAGUAACUAGGGGUCAAGGGCAAUACGUAUCUCAAGGAUCUGGAUUCGCUGUAUCCCAAGGUCAAGGUCAGGGCAUCCGUCAAGGACAAGGCUUCGCAGUCUCUCAAGGACAAGGCUUCGGAGUUGAAAACGAGUACAGUGAAUCCAUUCAGAGGGUGUUCCUCCAGAGAUACAACGGAGGUGGACAGUGUGGACUCUUAACUGGUCAGAAGCCGUACGGAAACCGCAACGAGCUGGAGGUAGACUUCGCGGAGAUCCCGUGGCAGGCCAUGGUGCUGCUGCAGACCAACAAGAGCCUGUUGUGUGGAGGAGUCAUCACCAGGCCUGAUGUGGUGGUGACUAGCGCCGCUUGCGUUGAGGGCCUCCAAGCCAAGAAUGUGCUGAUCAAGGGAGGAGAGUGGAAGUUGGGCAUCGAUGACGAGCCUCUGCCCUUCCAAAUCGUGCAAGUCAAGCACAUCCUGAGACACCCCUUCUACAAGGCUGGUAGCCUCCAGUAUGACGCUGCUAUCCUGGUCCUGACUGAAAACCUGCGUCUAGCCAAGAACAUCUACCCGAUCUGUCUACCAGGAGCGCAGGAGACCCUAGACGGUUUCUACAACGGAGCGGGAGAGUGCAUGGUCACCGGCUGGGGGAAACAGGUGUUGCAAGCUCAUCUCCAAGGCAGCAUCCUGCACAGCAUGAACAUCAGCCUGAUCAACCCCGGCGAGUGCCAGGCCAAGCUGUCUCAGGAUUACCCUCACCUGCUUGAGCAGUACGACCAGGACAGCUGCGCUUGUGGACAGCCCACCAACCCUAUUAACAACAUUUGCAGGGUGGAUAUCGGAAGUGCUCUGGCCUGCACCAUGGGAGACGGACACUUUGUCCUCCGCGGUGUCUACUCUUGGGACUCAGGAUGCCAGCCUGGCAACCAGUUGGCCGCAUUCUACAAAUUCGACCUUGAAUGGUACGAAUGGGCCAUUGGCCUGAUCGAGAGUGCCAGAUUCGCACAGUUCUCAUCCAGCAGCCAGUCUUCCCAGGUCUCUGGCCAGCGAUUCUCUGGCCAGAUCAACGCUGGCACCAAGGGGUCUCAGUACUCUGGUGUUAAAGGAGGAGUUAAGGGUGGAUUCUCCGCUUCAGCUUCAGCGACGGCAUCGAGCUCCGGUUUGAACUCAGGUUUCGGUGGUUCAAAGACCAACUUCGGAAGCCAGUACCAAGGAGGCCAGUUCAGCCAGUUCCAGAGCAGCAAAUUCUCUGAAUCCAGCGGAUCGGGAGGCAUCAACUACCAGACCCAGAUCAAGCCCAUCCAGAACAGCUUCUCAGCCACCUACACCGAGAAGAAGGUUUACCAAUCGGAACCCAAAAUCAUCACCUACACGACCAAACCGGAAAUUAUUACCUACACAACCAAGCCCGAGAUCUUCACCUACACUACCAAGCCGAAAAUUGUGACCUACACGACCAAGCCUCAAAUUAUUACUUACGAGACUUCGGGGUCAGGGCAUAACCCUCAAUAUGUGGCCCCUGGGGUCACAUUCAACCCUUCUUUCUCGGAGCUAGUCGGCACACACACUCACAGCGCCAAAUGCAAGUGCCUAGACCAGAACAAGAAGUAAAUAAAAAAAGUAUUUAUUUAGAAAUUGGUCAAAAAAAUAUUGAGCAAAUGUGCCAUAAAUUUUUGAAUGUUCGAUUUUUGUUUUUUGAAACACUUUUUUGUCAAGUCAUAAGUAAUUGCAGUUUUUAAAGGCCGUUCGAUUUUUCAGGUUCUUUUCUACAAGUAAAAAAAGGUUUUACUGUAAAUAGAUAGGGUUAUAUUUAAUGAAUAUGUAAUGUAAGUUAAUUGUUAUAUAUGAUUUUCUUAUAACUGCCACUUCUAUUUAGUACAUUUCUUCAAUCCAGCUAAAUAUUUUAGUUACUGGUUAUUUUAUUUGUAUACUUAAUUCGCUUUUUAUAAGAGCUUAUACUUAGUAUUUUUAUAUAAAUACCUAUAAGUAUAUACAUUGUCUUGUGAUAAGUAAAUUUCUACUGAUAAUUAGAGUUUUGACCAUGUUGGGAUCAUUUCCCAACAUGGUCGACUGUCUAAUAUUAUUGGACUAUAGUCGUUAAAGUAAAUUAAUAAGUAUAAGUAAAAAUAAGUUUUUUAUGUAAAGUAUGUAAGUAAAUUAAGAUAUAUCUUCAAGCACGUAUUUAUAUAUUUGAACACAAUUUGAAAUGUAUUUGAAAUAAUGAUAUACUUUUUUAUUCAGAAUAAAUAAAAUGGAAGUAUUUUAUACAAUA
This is a messenger RNA of Plutella xylostella (diamondback moth), 5858 nucleotides long. RefSeq lists its product as uncharacterized. Gene Ontology annotation, biological process: proteolysis. The record is from RefSeq and is a predicted model, not a curated record. Lineage: Eukaryota; Metazoa; Arthropoda; Insecta; Lepidoptera; Plutellidae. Gene Ontology annotation, molecular function: serine-type endopeptidase activity.